Herpailurus yagouaroundi (jaguarundi) is the source of this 1642-nucleotide messenger RNA. RefSeq names its product VHL binding protein 1 (gene VBP1). NCBI's taxonomy places the organism in Eukaryota, Metazoa, Chordata, Mammalia, Carnivora, Felidae. The coding region runs from base 44 to 637 and encodes 197 amino acids. Gene Ontology annotation, cellular component: cytoplasm; prefoldin complex. Gene Ontology annotation, biological process: protein folding; microtubule-based process; tubulin complex assembly. The transcript is spliced from 6 exons. Gene Ontology annotation, molecular function: tubulin binding. The record is from RefSeq and is a predicted model, not a curated record.
UGGCGGCUCGAGAGGCGGCUAGUCGCGCGCUCGCUUUCCCAAGAUGGCGGCCGCUAAGGACGGUCGUGGAUUAGGAGAAGUGGCCGCAGGGAACGGCCGGCGGCUCCACCUGGGGAUUCCUGAGGCCGUGUUUGUGGAAGAUGUGGAUUCCUUCAUGAAACAGCCUGGGAAUGAGACUGCAGAUAUAGUACUGAAGAAGCUGGAUGAACAGUACCAGAAGUAUAAGUUUAUGGAGCUCAAUCUUGCUCAAAAGAAAAGGAGGCUGAAAGGUCAGAUUCCUGAAAUUAAGCAGACAUUAGAAAUUCUAAAAUACAUGCAGAAGAAAAAAGAGUCCACCAGCUCACUGGAGACUAGAUUCUUACUGGCGGAUAACCUGUAUUGCAAGGCUUCAGUUCCUCCUACUGAUAAAGUGUGUCUGUGGUUGGGGGCUAAUGUGAUGCUUGAAUAUGAUAUUGAUGAAGCCCAGGCAUUGUUGGAAAAGAAUUUAUCGACUGCUACAAAGAAUCUUGAUUCCCUUGAGGAAGACCUUGACUUUCUUCGAGAUCAAUUUACUACCACAGAAGUCAAUAUGGCCAGGGUUUAUAAUUGGGAUGUAAAAAGAAGAAACAAAGAUGAUUCUACCAAGACCAAAGCAUAAUGCUGGCAAUUAAAAGUGUGGUUCAGUUUUCAAAACAUGUUAUUUUAAGUACCCCAAAGUUUAUCCCUAAAGGUUGACAUUACUUUGACUGAUUUUUUUGAACAGUAAAAGCGGUAGUUAAAACUUUAAAAAACAAGAUAAACAUUUUAUUAUAAAAACAAAGUUAGUUUCAAAUAUUUUGUGAAAUUAGCAGUAUUUUAAUUUUUUUAUUUCCAACAAAGUAAAUGCUACUUUCAUCUUUUUUUUGUUGUUGUCGGUCAUAAACAAAGUCUUAGCUGGAAUGGCUGAAAACUGUGAGGUAUACUCUUGAACCUAAUUCUGGACACUAGCACAGUUUACUUUUUCUUUAUUGGCUGAUAUUACUCUUACUUGAUGAUGUAGUUAAACCAGUUUAGAGGUAGGAAAAGCACUUAGUUUAAAUAUUUCCAAACUUGUUUUCUUUAGUACAUGUGGGGCUUUAUGGCUCUCUGUUGCUGUUAUUUGUCUUAUAUAAUGGAUUUUCAUGAAGUGCUGCUUAGCCAAUAGCUAUCUAUUAUAAUAUUCUGUACUUUUAAGGAACUGGUAAUUGGCCUUCCUAAGUAGUAAGAGGGCUAUUGAGAUGCUUUUUCUUACCCCAUAGAAGUACACAGUGUCUUUGCAAUGUCAACAUAAGGGAGAUCUUGGCCAACGUGAAACAACAAAAUUCUUUAGCCUCUCAAAACUCUUGGCUAAGGCAAUUUUGUAUUUCUUAACAGUUCUCCAAAGCAGCUGAACAAAAAUGUUAAGCUAAAUAUAAAUCUGCAGUGGUUGAAAAGAUUUGUGAGCUUUUUUUAUUCAUGAUAAGACCUCAUGGGAAGACUAGAAAAUCCCUGUGGAAAGCCGUUGGUACAGUGGCUAAUGCUGGAUGUAGAGAUUCUGGUAAAAACACAAAUGUAUUAUUCCAUCUCCAUGUAGAGAACAAAAUAUACUCGUACAAUGUUUUGUAGUUGUAUUUCAUGAUAUUAAAACAUUGAAGUUAAAACUGUG